AGGCGGAGCGGACACGGGCUGCAGGGGAGGGCGGGGUUGGUGGGUUCGCGCCUCUGAGGGCUCGCGGCACUGGGCGACAGGCCGAGUGCGGGCAUCGGAAUGCGGGCGGCGGCGAGUGAUACAGUCAGUGAGUUUGCUGAGUGCCUAGUAAGUGCGAGGCACCUUUGCGGUCCCCGCUCCUCUUCCUGACGGCCUGUGAGCAGGAGCGGGGUGCGUCACUGGGACCACGGCUCACCGACUGCGGGUCCCAGCUCACCUGCACCUGGGCUUCUGAGUCUACAGAAGAGCCAGUCUGAGGCCUCAGAAGAUCUCCGCCCUUUGUCCAGGGCAGAACAGGAUGGCCACAGCCCAGGAAUCCUUGACCUUCAGGGACGUAUUCGUGGACUUUACCCUGGAGGAGUGGCAGCAACUGGACUCCGCUCAGAGGAACCUCUACAGAGAUGUCACACUGGAGAACUACAGCCACCUGGUGUCCGUGGGAUACCUUAUUACCAAACCAGAUGAGGUAUUGAGACCGAGACAAGUAGAAGAGGCCAUGGGGGCAGAGGGAGAGCCACCAGCCCGGAACCAUCCAGAAUUCUGGCAAGCUGAUGACCAGAUAGACGACCACAAGGAAAGCCGAGACCAACCUCAGUGGCAAGCUGCAUUAGCGGACAAGGAAGCACGGAAGGAUCAAAGUGGCCAAGAAUUCACAACCUUGAGGAAAAUCGUGUAUCCAAACACAGACUUUAUUUUUAUAAGACAAAGACUCCCUAAAUAUUGUUCCUGGGGACGGUGUUCAAAACACAAUUUAAGCUUUCUUUGUCAAAAUAGAAGCUAUGUAAGAAAGAAAGAUGGUGAACGUCAGGCACAUUGGAAAUUGUGCUUCCAUUCUAAUCUCAAUAAUGCUCAACCUGCAGAGAAAUUUUUUGAGCCUAAUCAACAUAGAAGAACCCUCCACCAGAAGCAAGCACUUAAUAAAACCCAAAGAUUUCAAACUAAGGAGAAACUCUAUGAGUGUGCUGAAUGCAGUAAAGUGUUUAUCCAGAAAGCAAACCUUGUAGUACAUCAGAGAACUCACACAGGAGAGAAGCCUUAUGAAUGCUUUGAAUGUGCAAAAGCCUUCAGCCAGAAGUCAACCCUCAUUGCUCACCAGAGAACUCACACAGGGGAGAAGCCCUAUGAAUGCAGUGAAUGUGGGAAAACCUUCAUCCAGAAGUCGACUCUGAUUAAACACAAGCGAACUCACACAGCCGAGAAACCAUUUGUAUGUGGUGAAUGUGCAAAAGCCUUUAAGAGUUCCUAUCACCUUAUUAGACAUGAGAAAACACACCUUAGACAAGCAUUUUGUGAAGGAAUUCGCUGUGGUAAGUCCAGCCUUAUGCAUCCAAGGACUCACAAGGGUGAGAAACCUGAGUGCAAUAAACACAAGAAGAUCUUUGACGAGAAAGCCAACCCCAUUAAACACCAGAGGUCUCAUACAAAAGAGAAACCUUAUGAAUGCAGUAAAUGUGGAAAAAGCUUCAGGGGAAAGUCACACCUCUCUGUUCAUCAGAGGAUUCACACAGGAGAGAAGCCUUACAAAUGCAGCAUAUGCGGGAAGACUUUCAGUGGGAAAUCACAUCUCUCUGUGCAUCAUAGAACUCAUACAGGAGAGAAGCCUUAUGAAUGCAGAAGAUGUGGGAAAGCGUUUGGUGAAAAGUCAACCCUCAUCGUACAUCACAGAACUCACACAGGAGAGAAACCCUAUAAAUGCAACGAGUGUGGGAAAGCCUUCAGCGAGAAGUCACCGCUGAUAAAACAUCAGAGAAUUCAUACAGGAGAAAGGCCCUAUGAAUGCAGUAACUGUGGGAAGGCUUUCAGUAGGAAGUCAACUCUCAUUAAACAUCAGAGAAUACACACAGGGGAAAAACCCUACGAAUGCAGUGAAUGUGGGAAAGCCUUUAGCGUGAAAUCAACUCUCAUUGUACAUCACAGAACUCAUACGGGAGAAAAACCCUAUGAAUGCAGGGACUGUGGAAAAGCCUUCAGUGGGAAGUCAACUCUCAUUAAGCAUCAGAGAAGCCACACAGGAGAUAAAACCUUUUAAGACACUUGAGCGUGAGAUAAUGUCACUAUUCCUUAUUUCUCAUUAUGUAUCCGUUCAUCCCGGUCAGUAACCUUAUAAAUGCCAAGAAUGUCGGAAACUCUUAAGACAUUAUUUAAUGUUCCUUUAAUAUAAUAAAUGGUACAAAAGCAUAA
Molecule: messenger RNA, 2220 nt
Organism: Neogale vison (American mink)
Lineage: Eukaryota; Metazoa; Chordata; Mammalia; Carnivora; Mustelidae
Gene: ZNF674
Product: zinc finger protein 674
Exons: 6
Coding region: 338-2068 (576 amino acids)
Biological process (GO): regulation of transcription by RNA polymerase II
Cellular component (GO): nucleus
Molecular function (GO): RNA polymerase II transcription regulatory region sequence-specific DNA binding; DNA-binding transcription factor activity, RNA polymerase II-specific
Source: RefSeq, a predicted model, not a curated record